AAACGAAACUGUCUGCCAAAGUUGACAGCACUGCUGGUCGGGGGUUUUAAUCACUUUGACAGGAGGGCACGGAGAAGUCUUGUGGUAAAAAAUGGAAAGUGGUGCCUACGGGGCCUCGCUGGCCGGCGGUGCCUUUGAUUUCGCGAGUUUUAUAAGGCAGCCUCAAACCAUAUUGCGCUUCUUGAGCUGGAUAUUCUCCAUUGUGGUUUUUGCAACUAUCACAGCAGAGGGUUACAUUAACAAUAUCAAACAAGACAGUGCCAAAUGCAUGUUCAACGACAAUGAUAGUGCCUGCAGUUAUGGGGUGGCAAUCGGAAUCCUGGCCUUCCUGGCGUGUGUCAUCUUCAUCAUCUUGGAUGCCUACUUCCCUCAGAUCAGCAACGCCAAAGAGAGAAAGUACAUUGUCACUGGGGAUUUGGUCUUCUCUGGAGUGUGGGCCUUCCUGUGGUUCAUCUGUUUCUGUGUCCUGGCCAACCAGUGGUCCAAAACCAAUGACACCAAAGCCAUUGCCACUGAUGCUGCUCAAGCUGUUGUGGCUUUCUCUUUCUUCUCCAUCAUCACCUGGGCUCUGCUGACUUACUUUGCCUAUGGAAGAUAUCGCCAAGGUGUGAGUGAUUUUGCUCAGGACUACAGAGACCCUGCAAGUGAUCAUACAACUCCAUACCCACCCUCCACAUACCCCACUGGUGUGCCAGAGGGCUACCAGCAGUCGCCCUUCAGCCAUAGUCAAGAGCGUCCUGGAGAAUACCAGCCUCCAUCAUACUAAAGGACUGGGAUUGGAAUAUCAAACCAACAGGGGAUUUUUUCCAUUAAGAGUUACCAUGGUUAAUUUGCAAUUCAGACUGUUCUCUGCACUCCAUGCUGAUUUUUUUUUUUUUUUUGUUCCAAAAAAAAAACAAAAAAAAAAAAAACAUUUUUAAUGCUUUGUGUUUUGCAUAUACAAGGGUGCACUGACAUGUUUUCAGUUUGUACUAUUGUUGUAAUUUGGUAUGUGGUGGAUGUUUGCAGUCCACAAGCAAAGAACGGCACAUGGCAAGCAAAAGUAUAAAUAUAGUAAAAUAUUAUGUUAGAAUGAGAUUAGCUUUGGUAAAAGAGAGAUGAUGACAAUGUGCCAUGCAUAUCUACACCAAAAGAACUGUAGUCAGUUUUCCCCCUCUUGUUUUAUUCUUCAUAGAAGUGUUUUUGCUUGCAGUUAUUAGAGAGUUGUUGAUAUCAAAGCACUAAUCAUCCAGUGGUUGAGGAUAAAUUGUGUUGCAGGAGACACUGCUUUGCUUUGCAAAGAUGAGUGCUUAAACAAUGGACAGGUUUAUUUUUUUCUUGUGAAUGCUUUGUUACUGUCCAGUGCAUAAAAACAUGUUUUCAUUAUUAAUUUCAUAUUAAUUUGAUAAGUUCAUAAUUUUGGAAUACACUUCCUCAAAAUUCUUUUUACUUUUUUAUUUUAAUGACACAACAAACCCAUCUGUUAUUUAAUCAAUGGGUGCAUUGAAAAUGUUCCCUUAAAAACUACUGUAGGCUGCUGCCAUAGAUAUUGUAAUUGACCACUGAACUUAAAUGGGCUUUUGUGCACUGAAAACCACACAAAUUGCUUUCUUUGGGGCAGUUGAUUGCAUAUUUGUAAUGCAGUCUAACAUGCUCUAUCUGAAUGUGUUUCAGUUAGAUACUGCCACAGUUUAAUGUAUAUACAGGUAUAUUUUAUUGUGUAUUAAGGUGGCCCAUCCUAUACAAUGAGCUUUAUAUCUGCUACCUCUGCAAAAGUUAAGUGUUCCUUCAGGAGUUUUGCAGCUCUAUAAUAUG
Molecule: messenger RNA, 1794 nt
Organism: Myripristis murdjan (pinecone soldierfish)
Lineage: Eukaryota; Metazoa; Chordata; Actinopteri; Holocentriformes; Holocentridae
Gene: syngr2a
Product: synaptogyrin 2a
Exons: 4
Coding region: 92-766 (224 amino acids)
Cellular component (GO): neuromuscular junction; synaptic vesicle membrane
Source: RefSeq, a predicted model, not a curated record